Messenger RNA from Oldenlandia corymbosa var. corymbosa, 405 nucleotides. The record is from the annotation of a GenBank genome assembly. Lineage: Eukaryota; Viridiplantae; Streptophyta; Magnoliopsida; Gentianales; Rubiaceae.
AUGGCCAAACACCCUCAUUCAUCCAUCACUUUCCUUAUAAUCGUCCUCCUCAACGUUGUGUUCUCAACAAGCAUUGCAUCGGGCCGCGAAAUUCCGGUCGGCGAUGCGAAAAACCUGGACGGCAAGAAACUGCACCCGGAAUCCUUCAUUGGUCAUGACGGAAGCGUCCUGGUGCCCGGCGUGGGCAGGUGGAUGUUCCCGAAGCCCGGAACUCACUUCAACCCAAUCACCUACAACCCCGUCACCGGGACUAACGGCGGAAAUGGCGUCAGCAUUCCCGGACUUGGUGGCGGCUCAUCCACCGGAAUCGGGUAUGUUCCCGGUGGUGAUGACACAUUUGUGCCCAACCCGGGUUUUGAAGUGCCUUCUGCUGGCGGAAGCGUUCCCGUGCCUUCAACCCCUUGA